UGAUGCAGCAUCGCCUGUACCUCAACGUCGAUCGAGCUACUAGUAUACCUUGAAAGGAGCAGUAACUACGUCGUGAAACGACUUGCAAGUAUGAACUACCUUGACGCCAUCGAGCAUGCGACGACCAUGGACAUCGAUGGCGAAGACCGCGAGUACACCGUCUUCAUGGCAACCAAGUCCAAAACCGAAGUGCUCAAACGACGACUGCGCCCCCCGGGGGACGUGCCCCCCACCAUUCGAGACACACGAAAAUGCGACCACGCGCUCACGCCCGUGGCGCCGCGACGCAAGCGCAUCUCGAUGCCGGAGGCUCCCCCCGACGACGGCACCGAGACGUGGCACCCUGACGAUGCAGACAACUACCUCAGUGGCCAGCCCGCGAGCGAGCACGGAGCAUGGCAAGCCGAACUACGCCUGCACAAGCGAAGAGUGCUGCAUGCGAUUUGGCACGACCCGCGGGAUCCUGCCAUGGCUGCCUUUCUGCAGGCGCAGUACUUGCACAUUAGCAAUAACGAGCUCGUCCACUGCAUACAGUCGGCGAUCGAGUCGCUCGGCCAUGCGCUGUACGAGUCACUGCGCGCCUCGUUUCAACGAAGAUUGAACCAUGGCUUUUUCUCGGCGGCCGCGACGUCGACACGCCUCUUGACGACCUUCAAGCUCGAGCUGCGGAGUCAGGUGACGCCCGAUACCGUGCGGCAAAAGGUGCUCUGGGGGCUCUUGGAGGAAAAAGCUGGAGCGGUGCGCGCGCACUCGUCAGCGGCAAUUGCGCCGGGACACAUGACCCUCGGACGAUUCAAGUUGGAGGCAAUGGCGUCGUUCAUGGCGACCAAAGAUGCUGCGAAAGAGAGCCCGCGGCUUCGGCACCAGCACCAACAAAUCCUUCUUGACCAAGUGGCGAGCUAUGUCGCGAGUCGCCCGUUGGUUGCCCACAGCCACAAUGCGCACCCGAGCAUCAUGGUCGACGAAGCAGCGGACCGACUCCGGCACAUUCUCUGUGUGCUGUGCCACGUAUCGUGUCUCAAGACGAUUCCCAUGCACUACAAGGCGGAGAUGGUGCAGGCGGCGACACCGCUCGUGGCACGCCGAGGCCGGAUGCUCGUCUCACCCGAAGUGACCUCGACCUGUCUCUAUGUGCUCGUUGACGGCUGCCUCAGCGUGCAUUUCGAGUCGGGCCACAGUGUACAAAAAGAGCCGUUUGAUCACUUUUUCUGCGGCGAAGUCGACUUGCUAUCGGCGCAGCCUGGCACCAUGCGCGUCACCGUCGCAUCCGACACGUGCUCCCUCGCUGUCUUGGAGCGAACAGACUUUGACACCAUCUUGGAAAAGGCCAUCGCGUUGACGUCGUCAUCGUCGUCGCUACAGCGGCCCCCGCUCACGACGCCGGGGGGCAUUGGCUUGCACCCUCGACGCCCCAAGACAGCGGCACCACUGGGCCACACGGUCGUACGAACGCCAGUUAAGCCUAUCGCGCACGACGACCAAGUGCGCGAGGCCACCGAGGCGUCGCGAAAGCACCGGCACGACUACAUUGCACAUCGACGGGCAGAGCUCGAGGCCAAGCGCGCGGCGGCGGCAUCCGCUCUUGCAGCGACCACGGCCGAGACCAAGUCGCCGCGCAAGUUUACAGCCAAAACCAAAGCACACAUCCACCUCCUUGCGCGCCUCAAGAUCUCGAUGACGCCGCACAUGUCACGCCCCAAGGCGGCGACGCCCGACGCCAAUGCGACGGCAUUGCCGCCGUUCGCCUUUUUCCCGCGCUUUCCCGAUGCAUUUGACGUCCGCCACGUCGAGCUCUUGUACAUGGGUCCGCAGGCGUUUGAAAUGGACGAAAUGCGGCUGGUCGAGUGCGGACCGCCGCUGCCCGAGACGCCGAGUCUCGUGCUGCCGCCCAAGGUGCAGAUCGACACGUCGGUGCUGCUCAUGGAGCACCUCGCCUUGCUCUCCGGACGACGACCGCCAAUGACGACGACCAAAGCCGAGACGUCACACGCCCGCGCACACGUCGAGUGGCAUAGCACGUCGUGGACAGAGCCGCAGCUGCCAUCGCAGCCCGACGCCACUCUCGCGCAGUUUACUGAGAGUCGGAAAAAAGUGUCGGCGCCCGUCGUCAAGGGCCAGAAGACACCAUAUGCGUCAUUGGCCAUGUACUGUUACAACUGGAGGCCCGAGGCGCCAAAGGCCGUCGUCGUUUCCGAGAGUGCAAUGAGCCCGUCACAGACGGCGACCACCGUCGGAGCCGUCACCGUGGCGUCAUUCUCGCAUCUCUUUGGCCUCGACUUGGAUCCAAGCGCUGCUCCGAUUGACGGAGCACUCCACCAAGCCGACGGCGACGACGAAGUCUUUUUCAAUGACGUCAUAGACGGUCAUGGGCCACAUGCAGACGCUGCAACCUCGCUCAGUGGUCUCAGCACGAACGACGUCGCAGCUUUGCCAACGGAAGCAGCACCAGAACAGCCUACGCCUCUCGCAUCACCGCAUCGGAGCUCUACAGCGCACCGAGAUUCGACUUUGGCAGCCGUACCCGAAGACGACGAUCAUUUGCAGGGCACAAAAGAUGAAGACGCCGAUCUCUCGGCGCCCGACCAGCUCGAUGUCGACGUGGAGGUUGCGAGUGACGACGACGGCGCGCCCCUCACAACCAAGCACCUCUUUCGAAUACCAUCAAAACGACCAACGCCGAGCUCGACGCGCAAGCUGCUCCACAACGAUGCCACGUCACUCGCGCGCAAAGAGGCGUACGACCGCCUUGUCCGGCAAGCCUCCCAAAUGCCAUCGACGUCGUCGUCGUCACCGCGGACGCAAGACGACCGGUUGCACGAACUUGCCUACGAAGAAGCCCUCCGAGACGUCGCGACGGCGGACGACAAGCAUGGCACGCCGUGCCCGCUCCGACUGCACAUGCAGCAGCGUAUGGAGUCGGUCUUUACCGCGCUUCAGCUCAGCGCCAAGUGCAAACUCGAGAUCGUCAUGAAGUAUACACAGAAAUCACACGCACCGCACUUGGCGUCGGCGCUCGAGCUCUGGGAGCGGGCGGUCGUCUCGAUUGCCGACCGCGAGCUCACGCUGCACAAGAUCCACGACUUUGAGCUCGUCGCGAGUGACCCGCGGCGGCAUUUUCAGACCAUUUCGACCGAGCGCCUCAAGGAACAACGCCAACGCGACAAACUCUUGCUCUUGUUUCAAGCCCACUCGACGUACUGCGCGAACGCACUGCAGCAGCUGUACGACAAGUUUGGCGACACCAUUUUAUACCACGACCGGCCCUAUCGAGAGAAAAUGGCGCACGACUACACCGAGCUGCUCUUCGACCUCGAGUGCGAGCGAGUUCGUAUCUACUACGGCGGUGUGUCGCCCGACAUCAUUGACGAGACGGCACCGACGAUGACGACGGCCGUCGACGCGGCGUCGUCCGUGCUCGUGCGCGCCGUCAAGGCCCGGGGUGACAAGGACCUCAACGACCUUCGCACGUCGCUCACAGAAGCCCGCGCGGCGCGAGAAGCCGCGAUUGCCUCAGCGCAAUACGAGGCGAGGGAGCGGCGGCGGGCGGCCCGCGUACCCCGUCGACCGACGCAGCCCAAGGAACCGAGUCUCCAGGACGCCCUAGGGCGCGUGUUGCACCGACCCGCCAAGCCAUGGACGACUAUUUUAUAGCGACAAAAGACGUUGCGAUUUCUGCGUGUUCACGUACACAUGCCUCAGUGCUUGUCAACUCAGAUUCGCGUUACGUAGUCCUACCAGGAGUGGAAGAUCGCGCUACAUCUCGAUCGCACCUCGUUGGUAAUAGAGAGUAAUCGCGCGAACUGUAUGUCGUUUGGUG
Saprolegnia diclina VS20 is the source of this 3817-nucleotide messenger RNA. RefSeq lists its product as hypothetical. The record is from RefSeq and is a predicted model, not a curated record. The coding region runs from base 91 to 3651 and encodes 1186 amino acids. NCBI's taxonomy places the organism in Eukaryota, Oomycota, Saprolegniomycetes, Saprolegniales, Saprolegniaceae. The transcript is spliced from 13 exons.